AUGUCUUCUGAGACUCAAGUUUCUGUUGCCAUAAUCGGCGGUGGCGUUGCCGGUCUGACGUUAGCCAACAUUUGUGAGCAAUCAGGCAUUUCAUACGUCCUCUGGGAAUCACAGGAUCGGAUUGCUCCUCCGGUUGGCGCAAGCAUCGGUUUGAUGCCGAACGGUCUACGGAUACUUGACCAAAUAGGUGUCAUUGAUGCCAUAGAAGAAUAUCGAAUUCCCCACGACAGCUGGGAGCAUCGCGAUGCCGACGGCACUUUGUAUAGCUCAGUUACCGCUAUGCGGAAAUUCCCGGAAAUCCUUGGCUACAGCGAAAUCUUCAUGGAAAGGCAGCGGGUACUCGAGAUCCUGUACGACAAUAUCCAAGACAAAUCCCACAUAAGCACCGGGAAGCGCGUCAUCUCAGUCAAGAACUUCCCCACACACGCCACCGUCACGGCAGCAGACGGAUCUCAGCUCCAGGCCUCCAUCAUCGUCGGCGCCGACGGCGUGCACAGCGUCGUCCGGCGGGCAAUCAACGCCUUGACGCCCUCCCUCAAGCCGCCCACAGACUACCUCACCACCCACGUCACCUGCGUCUACGGCAUCUCCACGCCGCACCCCUCCCUCCCCACCGGCCGCAACUACACCAUCUACCGCCCCCACUCCUCCUUCCUCAUCUUCACCGGCGCCGGCGGCGCGCUGUACUGGUUCAUCAUCCGCGAACUCCCGGCGCCCCUCCCCUACGGCCACAGCCCGCGCCGCUUCACCGCCGCUGACAUCGAUGCCGCUGCGGCCGCGGUGGCUGAUGCGUGCGUCACGACAACAACGACGGGCGGGGAGGGCGGGGAGAACGGGGUGGUGAUGUUUAAGGAUAUUUAUAAUCGCCGCCGCACGGCCGUCAUGACGCCGCUGGAAGAAGGCAUCGCGGGGCGGUGGGCGGCAGGGCGCAUGGCGAUCGUCGGCGAUGCGGCGGCGAAGAUGGUGCCGCAUGCGGCGAUGGGGGCGAAUCAGGCGAUGGAGUCGGUGGCGUGUUUGGCGAGCGGGCUGCUGAGGAUACGGGGUGAGCGGCAAGGGCGGUUUGAAGGAGCAGCGGUGGAGGAAUGGUUGGUGGAGUAUGGGCGGAGGCGGGAGGGAAGGCUGAAGAUGGUGGUGAAGGUGGCGAAUCUGGCGUGUCGGGCGCAGCUGAGGAUUGGGGAGGAGGCGGAGAGGUAUAUUGCCGAGUUGAGGGAGGAGGUCGAGGAUGAGGAGGUGUGGGUGGGGAAGAUGAUGCAUACGUUUGCUAAUGCGGAGAUUAUUGAGGGGUGGGAGGGGGGGAGUGAGCGUGUGCGGUUCUACACUGAGCAGGGGAGGAAGUGGAAGGAAGAGCAUGCGGUGAGAGCUUGA
Molecule: messenger RNA, 1365 nt
Organism: Lasiodiplodia theobromae
Lineage: Eukaryota; Fungi; Ascomycota; Dothideomycetes; Botryosphaeriales; Botryosphaeriaceae
Product: FAD binding domain containing protein
Exons: 3
Coding region: 1-1365 (454 amino acids)
Molecular function (GO): FAD binding
Source: RefSeq, a predicted model, not a curated record